AUGUCGGCUGCUGCUUCGUAUCAAGACCGCGCCCGCAGCAAGCGAUCUGCGCAGGCGUCCCUAAUUCCUCCAGAAUGGCGGCUGCAAUCAGUCCCCUCUGUCGAGGACGCGCCGGACGCGGUAGCAUACAUCCGGAACAGCAGCAACAAGCUCUUAUCGCCACGCGAACUCGCCAUCACCGAGAUAUCAGACAUCAAUGCCUUGCUGCGCAAACUGGCGAGCCGGCAGCUGUCGUCGCUGGAAGUCACGAAAGCCUUUGCCAAAAGAGCGGCACUGCUACAUCAGCUGACGACGUGCUGCACCGAGAUCUUCUUUGAAGAUGCCUUUACACGUGCCACACAGCUAGACGAGCACUUGCGAAGGACAGGGGAGACGGUUGGCCCGCUGCACGGCCUGCCCGUUUCUAUCAAGGAUUUGUUUGGCGUAGAAGGAGUAGAUACAUGCAUUGGAUGGGUAGGUCUCACAAACAAGCCGGCAAUGCAGGAUGGCAAUGCAGCCGCAACGCUACGCCGAUUGGGUGCUGUGUUAUAUGUCAAAACCAACGUUCCACAAUCGAUGAUGAUGUCAGACUCUUAUAACCACGUCUUUGGACAGUGCGUUUCUUCAAUUAACCGGAACUUGAUUUCCGGGGGAAGCUCCGGGGGUGAAGGCGCUUUGAUUAGUGGUAGAGGCAGUAUACUCGGCAUUGGGACAGACAUUGGCGGUUCCAUUCGCAUUCCGGCAAAUAUGUGUGGCUUGUACGGACUGUCGCCGAGCACCGGUAGACAACCGUACGAGCGAAAUGGUCCCCGACAAGACACUAUUCGCUCAGUUGCCGGACCCAUGUCGCGGUCCCUGACAGCUAUAGAAAAAUACAUGGAGGCUCUACCGGCGGCGAAACCAUGGGAGAUUGACCCACAGGUCAUACCCAUGCCGUGGAAGUCAGAACUGUGCACGACGACCAAGACACUAAAAAUUGGGUACAUUAUUGACGACGGCGUGGUCAAAGUGCAGCCCCCGGUUGCGAGAGCAGUUAGAGAAGUGGCUGAUGCUCUGCGAGCUGCAGGUCACGAAGUAUUUGAAUGGGAUGCUUCGACUCAUGCCUAUGCUUAUAAACUCUGGGAGACGGCUAUUUUAGCUGAUGGCGGCGAAGGGUGUCGAAAGCUGUGCGAACUCAGCGGCGAGCCUUUGAUCGACGGCAUGCUCGUUGGAAAGCCCGAGAACAAGUUGACAAUAGAGCAAGCGCACCAACUCAACGCGGACAAACACGUCUACGAAACGGAGUAUCUGCGCCGGUGGGUCUCGUCUGAGAUGGAUGCCCUGAUCAUGCCCAUCAUGCCCUGGGUCGGGUACAAGCCGUGGACAUGGGUGAAGAGUCAUCAGUAUGUGGGAUACUCGUCGAUAUGGAAUUUGCUGGAUUACCCAGCGCUGGCGAUACCUGUGACGACAGCGGACAGACAAAAGGACCGCCCAGAUGACGAGUGGAAGAACCAUCGACCGAGGAAUAAGGGUGAUGAAUUCAACCAUCAACAAUAUGAUAUAAACUUGGUACAAGGCAUGCCCGUGGGCGUGCAGCUCAUCACGCCCAAGUUGCAGGAAGAGAAAUGCAUUGCUGUCGCCAAGGUCAUUGACGAGGCGCGCUCUCUUCAGCAUGGAGAGUCGAAGUUAUGA
This is a messenger RNA of Talaromyces rugulosus, 1650 nucleotides long. RefSeq lists its product as uncharacterized. The transcript is spliced from 7 exons. NCBI's taxonomy places the organism in Eukaryota, Fungi, Ascomycota, Eurotiomycetes, Eurotiales, Trichocomaceae. The coding region runs from base 1 to 1650 and encodes 549 amino acids. The record is from RefSeq and is a predicted model, not a curated record.